Chara braunii is the source of this 1320-nucleotide messenger RNA. The record is from the annotation of a GenBank genome assembly. Lineage: Eukaryota; Viridiplantae; Streptophyta; Charophyceae; Charales; Characeae.
CUGAGGACCUCCCAUACUUGGAACAUCAUCUGUGUACUCACAUAUUGUUGGCAGGUGUCCUGCAGUCCUAAUCAAGGGUGUGUGAUUGAUUACCUGUUUGAUGUCAGCAGAUGUGAAUGAGCAUCAAUUUUAUUCAGUCCUGUGCAAUUCUGAUGGUUUCGGUGAAUGUGCAGGAUAACUGCGCCACAGAUUCCCCGCGCUGCAGCCUGUUACGGGGAGAGCAAUCUAGCAGUCACUGCGAAACUAAUGAGCUAUAUUGUUGCACCCAAUUUCAUCGGUCUGCCUGCAAUUACAGUCCCGGUUGGGCAUGAUAGAGACGGACUACCAAUUGGAAUCCAAAUCAUCGGCCGCCCGUGGGCAGAAGCAACCCUGCUCCAAGUAGCGGCAGCUCUCGAGGGCUUGUGCGCUCCUCAGAACAAGGGCCCUAAUGUGUUUUACGAUAUGCUUGGCCAGUGAGGAAGGAAAGGUGGUUGUGUUCUCUCAUCUGGGUUCAGGAAACAGCAUGAGACAUGAUGGCAAGAGGAUGUGGGGAACAGGAAUUCAUAAUUGGUGCUGAACGGGGGACGGCAGGGGAGGGCGGAAGAGAGGGUUGAGGCAAGGGUGUGGGAGGGCGUUUCUCUUUUCCUUCUCGUUUAUUAGAAAGAGCUGCCAAAAUGUCAGACCAAGCUGGUGCAGGUAGUCUGACUGCUUUACCCAUAGAUAAGUAAUAAGAUAGUGGCAUCUGGAUGAAGGGGAGAUGUCAUGAGAUGCAAUGGCAAGAGGAUUGUCGGGGACAGGGGUAGGGGCUGUGGAGGGGGGUCGGGGGGGGGGGNGGGGGGGGGGGGGGGGGGGGGGUGUCAGGGUGGAGAGAAGGCAGGCAGGAGGACAUGGGUAGGGGGUGAGGAGAGGGUGUGUGCGAGGGUACGCUCAGAUGGAAGGAGAUAAUCGAGCGGCCAUUGGACGAAGUUCCACCACACUUUGGAAAACCGUCUUCUACAACUCUUUGUUGGAAAGUUGACAGCCUUGAUCGAAUGCUUGUCCAGUCAAUGAUUGUGACGAGAGUCCUGAAGGCCUGCACCGUGGUCUGCCGGUGCAGCUCCCCACCAAUAGAUCGGAGCCAUCAACACCUCCGUGAGAUCUCGCCUUGGGGGGUGAAAUCCCGCUUUUGGGGGAGAGAUGCUGCUUUUGGGGGUUGCUCGUAUCAUUUCUGUAGCAGGCUUCACCAGAGUGAUGUGUCUUACACCACCAGUACUUCUGAAAGUCGUGGCGCUCUGGGCCAAAUGGGCACGGUCCAAAUUCAUUCAAGAACUGGCAUUUAGUUAAAAUUGGCAUUUUUACUAG